This is a messenger RNA of Lampris incognitus (smalleye Pacific opah), 8442 nucleotides long. Its product is annotated as serine/threonine-protein kinase WNK2-like. Gene Ontology annotation, molecular function: protein serine/threonine kinase activity; ATP binding; potassium channel inhibitor activity. Lineage: Eukaryota; Metazoa; Chordata; Actinopteri; Lampriformes; Lampridae. The transcript is spliced from 31 exons. Bases 1 to 8442 code for a protein of 2813 amino acids. Gene Ontology annotation, biological process: positive regulation of sodium ion transmembrane transporter activity; monoatomic ion homeostasis; intracellular signal transduction. The record is from RefSeq and is a predicted model, not a curated record. Gene Ontology annotation, cellular component: cytosol; cytoplasm.
AUGGAGCCGGGAGGCCAGUUACACCCUGAUGCUACCAAAGGGCUGAAGUAUCCAUCAGUACCAAACGCACAGUGUGAACUGAAUGUGAAUAUGUAUGAGACUGUCAGUGAUGUGAGUAAUACUGACUCCUCCACAGUAGUGAGAGGUGGAAGUGACCCCAGUGCAUACCCUCCAUCCAAUUAUCAGCGAAUUGUGCAUCAGAGAUUCAUCAGGAGAAGUCUAUGGUUUUCGGACUCGGACGAGCAGGCCUUUGAAGCACCUGAAUGUGAUAACAGGAGUAACCUGAACAUAAAUUUGCGCACAAUAGUUGACAGGACACGGGGGACGAAGCCAAGGAUAAAAGAGGGCUCUAGCACUGAAAGCCAAGCUGGUUUAAAAGACAGUGCAACAGAGAGUGCAAGUGCUGAUGAGGAGAGGGAGAAAGGUGGCGAUGCAUUGAAUGUUGCGUCCUGCGAUGGCGUUAAAACUGCUGUCAAAGCAGCCAGCGAAGAGAACGAGGAAGAGGCUGAGAUGAAGGCUGUCUCCACAUCUCCAGGAGGAAGGUUCCUCAAGUUUGACAUUGAGCUGGGGAGAGGGUCUUUCAAGACUGUUUACAAGGGCCUGGAUACUGAGACUUGGGUGGAAGUUGCCUGGUGUGAGCUGCAGGACCGUAAGUUGUCUAAAGUGGAGCGUCAGCGCUUCAAGGAGGAGGCGGAGAUGCUGAAGGGACUCCAGCAUCCCAACAUUGUCCGCUUUUAUGACUUCUGGGAGUCGCCCCUCAAAGGGAAGAAGUGCAUCGUCCUGGUAACGGAGCUCAUGACAUCUGGAACUCUGAAAACCUAUCUGAAGCGUUUCAAGGUAAUGAAGCCCAAGGUGCUAAGGAGCUGGUGUAGACAGAUCCUGAAAGGCCUCCACUUUCUCCACACUAGGACCCCUCCUAUCAUCCACAGGGACCUCAAAUGUGACAACAUCUUCAUCACUGGGCCUACAGGGUCCGUCAAGAUAGGGGAUUUGGGACUGGCAACGCUUAAGAGGGCCUCCUUUGCCAAGAGUGUCAUUGGCACCCCAGAGUUCAUGGCCCCAGAGAUGUAUGAGGAGCACUAUGAUGAGGCUGUGGACGUCUAUGCCUUUGGAAUGUGCAUGCUGGAGAUGGCUACCUCAGAGUAUCCCUAUUCAGAAUGUCAGAAUGCAGCUCAGAUCUACCGCAAAGUCACAAGUGGGGUGAAGCCAGCCAGCUACAACAAGGUCAUGGAUCCUGAAAUAAAAGAGAUUAUUGGGGAGUGUAUCUGCCAAAAGAAAGAAGAGCGGUACUCGAUCAAGGAUCUGCUCAACCAUGCCUUUUUUGCCGAGGACACGGGUGUGAGGGUGGAGCUUGCUGAGGAGGAUGAUGGGAAAAAAUCCUCGAUAGCACUCAAGCUGUGGGUGGAGGACCCAAAGAAGCUUAAGGGGAAAUACAAGGAGAGUGGAGCCAUUGAGUUUACCUUUGACCUGGAGAAAGAGGUCCCAGAGGGUGUGGCACAAGAAAUGGUGGAGUCUGGCUUCUUCCACGAUAGUGAUGCAAAGACUGUGGGAAAGUCAAUCCGAGACCGUGUGGCGCUGAUCAAAUGGAGGAGAGAGAGAACUGUGUCUGCUGCAACUCCAGUGGACCAGGCUGAAGGGACGCAAGCGACACAGCCCACUCUAGCUCAGGGCACCUCGACUGGAGCAGCACCUGGAGGACAGCCCCCUCUGCUGGAACCAGAGGAGCCAGAGGCCGACCACCACAACAGACUGUGUAACCUACCAGCCAGUGCCACCUCUGUAACAUCUGAUGGCACAUUUGACAGUGGCCUGGGCUCCACUGUCUACUCAGACUCCCACAGCAGCCAGCAUAGUGUCCUCUACAAUUCCCUAAUGGAGCCCAUCUCCAUGGCAACACCACAGUGCCAGAGCAGUCCCUGUUUAGCCAUGGAGCGACCUCGCUCUUGUGAACAGGGCGAGGUCUGGCUAGGAACCCUGAGCCCAGAGAUCAGGGCACGGAUGGGAGCUGCUGCACGGAGAGGAAGUGCCUCUGUUAUUGACACUCUUAGGGCCAACCACAUCGCUCAAAUCCAUGCCCUGAUCAAAUCCCAGAGCAAAAGAUCAAUAAGUCCCACUGUGAUGGCAUCAGAGAACCAGUCCGAGCUAAGCCCUAAUGAUCUCCACUCUGAACAUGAAGAUGGGUUCCCAUCUGAGAGUGUCUCCUCCGUGCUGAGAGUCUCCCCUGUCCCAUCACCUUCAGAGCCUCGUCGCCAUAGUGAUACUUGCAUGGCACCGACCACAGAAGCCACUGGUGGGAGCUUAGUAUUGCCUGUGCCAGGUGGACGAAGACACUCUGACCUCAGCAGUCUUCUGAAUCUCAACACUCAACAUCAUCAUCAGCAUGCUAUGCACAGAAGCCAUAUGUGCCAAGCCUGCCUCUCUUUGCUUUUGAGAUCACGAGAAGGGGGCCUUCGCUAUCUAUCUGUUGCCAUGCCAACACACCCCUGUUCAUGUGCCCAUAGACAUCACCACACCCUUGGUGGGAUAACAAGCACCUCUUUGUCCGGGGGGCUGAAGGGUCCAAGUGACUGCUCGGAUUUUUUCCUGCUACAGAAGUCCCUGUUUAACAUUAUCAGCCGAAGAACAACCCCCACUAACACCCAGGGCAACCGAGGCCCAUCCCCGCUGCCGCCACCCACCACCCAAAGGCCUGCCAGGAGCCAUGGAGACAUCAGCUUGAAUGUUCACCCCCAGAAUGGCAAUUUGGUUGGUGAGCACAAGGCCCCCCAGGACAACAGUGCCAUUUACUGUGCAGAACGGCAAGCGUCCGGGGCUGUGGGAGUGGCCAAUUCUGCAGGGCUCCAAGGUCAAUCUUCUCUCCAAGGCCUUCCUCCCUCCAGCCCAGCCCUGCAAAACCCUCUGCAGUAUAACCAACCUGGACAAAACUUCCCUUCUGCUCCACUCGCUGGCUUGUCCAACAUUUCAUCCCUGGCUCCAGCAAGCCUCUCAGCAGCCAAUAUUCAGCAUGCAGCCACUGCAGCCAACUACACAGCUUCAUGUCUGCAACAGACCCACACUGCAGCAUUUUUUUCAACAGCAACCUUACCACAAGUUGCACAGAGCUACCAAGCACAAACUCAACAGCAGCUGCAGACAGCAAUUGCUUCAUCUGUGCCAAUGCACAUCCAGCAGACUAGCCAAGCCUAUGUGGUCCCAGCUCAACUACAGGCCCAACCUGCAUCAAGCUAUCCUGCUCCAGCUCAGCAGCAGACUGCAGCAGCAUCCUCUGUGCUUGCCCAACAGUCUAUUUCUGCAGCUGGAAUCAGUGUGGCAACCACUAUUCCAUCACAGCAACCUUUACAGAGCUACACUGUUGCAUCUGUGGCCCCGACUAUAGCAGCAACUGCCCAGUGUGUUUCUACCCAGGCUCCCAGUGCACCUCAGCAGGUCAGCAUGCUGCAAAGACAGCAAAGCUCUUCCACACCAGCACAUUACAGCCAACAGGUGCCCAUUCAACAGCAGCUCCAACAACCUAUACGACAGAUGGGACAAUCAAAUAUACAACAGACACAGCAAGCUGGGCCAGCCCCUAUUCAACCUCAACUCCAGCAUAGCCAAUCAACUGUACAAGCCAUACAGCAACAACAGAUGGCACAACAACCUCCACUUCAAUCCCAACAGAGUUUUCAGGCUUCUAUUCAGCAGCAAAUACAGGCUCCAAUUCUACAAUCCCAGACCACAACUAAACAUGUUCAGCCCUAUCAGACGGCUACGUCCUCUGCACAACAAUUCCCACCAACUCAGCAGUGUUACCAUGCUGAAGUCCAGCCUGAUGCUGUGUUGCAGAGCUAUGCACCCAGUACCCCUAAUGUGCUGCAACAACAAACUGCUCCGGCUCAGAGCCAGUACCAGCCAGCUCAGUCUGCUGCUAUGGGGCAGACCUAUCCACCUGCCCCUCAACAAACUGCAGCUCCGCAGAACUACCCAGGAGUAAACCAAUUAGUGACUGCCCACAGCCUUCCAGCCUCUGCUCAGCAUAGCCAGUCUGUACAAUUCCAACCCUAUCUCUACAUCGCAGCUUUCCUGAAUCAGAAUCUGCCGGCUGGUCAGGGUAUUUCACAGCUCGGACAAGAUGGACAGAGUAUCAGCAAGUCAGCAUCCGCUCAGGCUCCUACCCAUCAGCAGCUCCAGCAACUGCAAAUCUCCACCUCUUCAGUACCAACACACCCACCUCAGUAUCCCACUAUCCAAGUGAUGACGGCCAUGACUGACUGUGAUCUCUCCUACCCUCACUCCUGCUCCACUCCCCAGCCUUACCCCUCUUCAAACUCCACCUCUUUUGCUCCUGCAUUCCUCUCUCCUGGACAGACUCUUCCUGCAACCCCCUCUGUUUCCCCCCUCUCCCCUCUGCACAUAGAAAGCGCCUUAGCUCCAGCUGUCUCUGCGCCCCUCUUACCCUCACCCACACCUGUGUUAUGUAUGGUAGGGCCCACAUCUCCACAGCACCAGUGCCGCCCUACCAUGCUGCAGAGUGUUAGACCUGAAGCCCCACACCCACAGCCGGCAUUUAUGCCUGCCCCGACCACACACCCAAUACAUGCACACCCUGUCCCACCAGAGAACACACACCCUCCCCCAUAUUCCAGCACUAUGAUACAGCAGGCACAGCAUCAUACCCAGCUCAGCCAUCCAGACCCUGUCCAUUCUACUCAGCUGGCCCAGCCUGCAGUCUUCACCCCACCUGUACAGAGUGGGCCGGACGCUGGCACAGCCUCUGUUACUGCCCAGCUGGAGCACAACCAGAAUCAAUGCCAACAAACUGUACCUCUGCAGGGCCAGGUCCAGCAUCAGGCCCAGAGCCAGAUUCCUGUGCUGCAGCCGUCUGACUCGCAGAGAGCAUCGUCAGGGUCAGCUAGUUCUAGCUUGACUCAGCAGAUACAGGCCAGUGCUUCCACAGGGACCCCUUUUCAGGCUCCAGCAGAGACCCACCUGGAGGAUCAAGCUGCGGAGAAACAGACAGCAGGACAGAGCUAUGACAGUAUCAACUCAGAUGCCACCUCAGGAAAAGAGAUGAGUGAUGGCUACGAGGGGACACAUGGAAGCAAAGCUGAAGGGAAGAUUCGCAAACACCACCGCAGAUCCUCUCGCACCCGCUCCCGGCAGGAGAAGACCAACAGGCCCAAGCUCAGCAUGCUCAACGUAUGCAACACUGGGGACAAGAUGGUUGAGUGUCAGCUGGAAACCCACAACCACAAAAUGGUAACGUUCAAGUUUGACCUGGAUGGAGAUGCUCCUGAAGAGAUUGCUACUUACAUGGUUGAGAAUGAUUUCAUCUUGCCCUCGGAGAAAGAGGUGUUCAUUGAGCAGCUGAAGGAUAUUGUGGACAAGGCUGAAGACAUGCUGAGUGAGGACACUGAAGGGGAGAGGAGCUCCGACCAAGGAGGCAGUCUGCACCAGAGCCAAGGUGCUGUCGCAGCAUGUACAGAGGCCUCCACACCAAACACCCCACAGCUGGUGUAUCAGCAGAAUGUCCUCCACACUGGCAAGCGCUGGUUCAUCAUCUGCCCCGUGGCUGAGACGCCCACACCGGACGGGGAGAAGACGUCAUCUCACACCUCUAUGGACAACGAGUGUGAAAGGUCUGCGUCAUCCUCAGCCAGGUCUAGCAGCACAAUCUCUGCAGUGUCUUCCCCAGCUUCUGCCUUGUCCAAAGCCCCACCCUCCUCAGUCCCCCUUGCAGCUCAGGGUCCAUUACAGCCCCAUGACCCAAACCUGGGUCCAGCACAGCUGCAGCAGCCUCAGCCCUGUAUUGCCAAACAUACCACUGCCAAUGUUAGCCGCCACAACUCUAUUCCUGCGGAUGAGCCCUGCAUUUCUGCUGUCUCUAUGGUAGCUGACAUCCCAUGCUGCGCCAUCGUGCCACCUGUGUCACUGGAUGUCAGUGCUGGUCAGAAAGGAGCAGCUGGUGACUCGUGCUCCUCUGUACCUCAUCAGUCCAAUCAGAAGGCCAGUCCCACUGGAGACAUGCCCCCUCAGCUGGUAUCCCAUCAGCCAGUGGUCCUGCAGCAGCCCUAUGCCACAACCAUGCAGCCUGGGGCAGUGACCUCCCAGCCCCAGAGUCCAGCCCACCAAGCCCCCCAGCACCCUCAGUCUUCAAGCCAGGUGCAGCCAGGAGUUGGGGGACCAGGGGAGUCAGACAGCGAGGGGCCCCGCAGGGUGGAGUUUGUUGACCGUACCAUCAAGACCUUAGAUGAGAAGCUGAGAAAUCUGUUGUACCAGGAGCACGCUCCCUCUCAACCCUCUAGCGCAGCCUCCGACCCCCAAGCCUCCGGUGCUGAAGGGGUCACCUCCCCACCAGUCACCGAUAGCCAGAUCAUUGAGGGAGCACUCACCAGGAAGAAGGGGGAGCCUCUGCCCCAGAUCCCUGAACGCACAGAUGAUGUGGGUACUCUGAGUGACUCUGCAGUUGCAGCCUCUAAUAGGGGUCCUACCAGAAGAGAUUUAGUCACCAGCUCCAGUUCACAUAGCUCCAAAAACCAUUUCCAAGUUGUCCCCACUCCCCCGGACGUCAUUUGUUGUGUGGAGAAAAGCAGGAAGAGCCGAAGCACCUGCAGUUCCCCAGCACCCACCGGUGGCUCCGGACGGUCUCAAGCACAGACCCAGGGCAUGGGCAAGAGAGAGCAGGGCUUCAUGGCUGUAGGCAGAUUCUCCGUGACGACAGCAGCCGAGGACAGUGCUGCAGAAAUGCCCAAGCCCCACAGUGGUAACCGUUACUCAGCCCCACCAGACUUAUACCAGGACACCCCCACUUCCAGCCCUGAUGUCACCCCCUCCCACAUCCCCCGGGCCCAGACCAUUGACACCCCCACCCACCACCAUAACCACGCCUCUCAUCUCUGUUCAGACUCUGCAGAUGACGACAGCAGCAGCAUGGCUCCUCCCCCUGUACAUCCCCCUCCGCCAGCCCAUGCCCUCUCUGAGCACAGUGGAAGUGACCUCAUGAAGAGAGCUGUUGCCUUCCUGCGACGGUCAGGCCGCAGCAGUAGCGUGCAGAGCUCUGAAUCACCAAGUCGACAACCCGUAGCAAUGAAUGGUCAUGCCCCCUCACCCUCUGGAGGACAUGCCCAUUCAUCCUACAUCAGCAGUGACAAUGACUCGGAGUUUGAAGAUGCAGACAUGAGGAAGGAGCUACAGAAACUGAGAGAAAAACACAUGAAGGAGAUCUCUGAGCUGCAGGCAUUCCAGAGGAGUGAGAUUGAGUGUCUGUACAAGGAGCUGGGUAAAACUCUGCCCCCCAGCGUAGGCUUGCUUCAUGCUGCACCCCCCAGUGGCCGAAGACGCAGGGCCAGCAAGCACAAGCUGAAGGCUGGCAAACUGCUCAAUCCCAUGGUGCAGCAACUCAAAAACAAUCUCAACACUACCGCUGGUGAGGGGAAAGUUGAAAGUGCUGCUAGCUCAUCUGGAUCCCCAGCAAAAAGUUCAGUUCUGUCAGACGGCUCUGCCCACUCCAGCGGCAGUACCAGUUCCAGCGCCCAACCCAAUGCUAUCCCAGAACUGGUGCAGACCCAGCAGCCCUGCUCUCUCAAGGGCUCCUUCUCCUCAGACAACAUCCAUGCUGGGCUGCAUGGUGAUGGCACAGCCACCCAAGCAGGCCCUGGCCAAGGCUGGACGGUUUACCACCAAACGUCAGAGAGAGUGACCUAUAAGUCUAGUAGCAAACCGCGCACUAGAUUCCUCAGUGGACCCGUGUCUCUGUCCAUCUGGUCCACUCUGAAACGACUAUGUCUAGGCAAAGAGCGUGGUAGUAGGUCCUCUCAAAGAGCCACAACACCUCAGACAGCCCCCAGUCAAGCACAGCCAUCACGUCCCUUGGCCACGCCCUCUCCAUCACCACAGCCAAUCACUGGUCUAGCCCAGGUCCAGACCAACAACAGCAACAACAAGAAAGGCACCUUUACUGAUGACCUUCACAAGCUGGUAGACGAUUGGACAAAGGAGACUAUGGCUGCACCCCAUCAACCAAGGCCCUCCCUGAAUCAGAUCAAACAGCAGAGACGCCGGCAGGACCUGGAAGGCAAAACCCCACCCAUGGGAGCAUUCAUGCAUGAGGUAUCUGAUGUUAGAUGCCCUCCCAACAAGUUCCAGCUGCCUCUCUCCUGCCCGCUGACUGCUGCUUUAGGCCCCGGUAUGCCCACAGCCCUAGGUCCCAACUCCUCUGCAAUACCCCCUCCAGGGUACCUUUUCUCAGCAGGCUCCUAUAGUGGUAUGAUGCCUGGUCCUCUUUACCCACAGCAGUGGCCUGGAAUGCCCAGCCCUGUGGGGCCCAUGGGUCCCGUGGGCCUGCUUGGCUCUGCAGGAGUGAUGCCCUAUGCCACCCUGGCAAACCCAGGGGUACAGGCCUACCCCUUGGUCCUGCACAACCCUGAAAAUGCAUCCUGUCCUAAUACCACCAGGACUACCUAA